This is a messenger RNA of Cyphellophora europaea CBS 101466, 1521 nucleotides long. RefSeq lists its product as uncharacterized. The record is from RefSeq and is a predicted model, not a curated record. Gene Ontology annotation, biological process: transmembrane transport. NCBI's taxonomy places the organism in Eukaryota, Fungi, Ascomycota, Eurotiomycetes, Chaetothyriales, Cyphellophoraceae. Gene Ontology annotation, cellular component: membrane. The coding region runs from base 1 to 1521 and encodes 506 amino acids. Gene Ontology annotation, molecular function: transmembrane transporter activity. The transcript has 3 exons.
AUGGCAUCGGCGACAGCGGGCGGGCACGCUCUGAACCAUGCAACCAAAGCAGAUCUUGAACAGUCCCAGCAUAUUGAUGAGAAGAGCAGUGAGUCGGACGGAAAUGAUCUGAACGUAAUCACCUGGACCGAGAAGGAGGAGAAAGCAGUUCGCAACAAGAUCGAUUGGUAUAUCGUUCCUCUCGUCACAUUCCUCUAUCUGCUCUGCUUCCUUGACCGUGCCAACAUCGGCAAUGCCCGCAUCCAAGGCAUGCAGGAAGACCUGGCCCUAUACGGCUACCGCUUCAACUGGGCAGGGAGCAUCUUCUACAUUGUCUACCUGCUUGUUGAAGUCCCCUCGAACAUCAUUCUCAAGCGCGUUGGACCUCGCUUCUAUCUCCCGUUGCUCGUCGUAGGCUUCGGCGUGGUCUCAAUGUGCACGGCUUUCGUCAAGGACUUCGCCGGGCUCUGCACGGCGCGAGCCUUUCUCGGCAUCUUCGAAGGCGGAGCCAUGCCCGGCAUCGCCUUCUUCCUAUCCUGCUUCUACAAGCGCAAGGAGCUCUACUUCCGCAUCGGCAUCUUCGUGUCAGCAGCCUCCAUGGCCGGUGCCUUUGGAGGGCUUCUGGCUACCGGUCUCGCACGUAUCCCGCGCUGGGGCUCGGAUGCGGCACCCAUCCACACGUGGCGCAACAUUUUCUUCUUUGAAGGGCUUAUCACCAUCUUCGCCGGCCUUCUCGCGCCCAUCAUUAUGCCCCAGAGUCCCAGCACCUGCAAGUGGCUGACCGAGCGACAACGCUACAUUGCCCACGAGCGCCUGAUCCGCGAGUACAAGUCCGACCCCAUGGAGACAGUCAAGGCGCGACAUGUGAAGCGUGCCGUGUUCAACGUCAACAACAUCGUCGCCGCUGGAGGCUUCUUUGCCAUCAACGUCACCGUGCAGGGUGUCAGUAUUUUCAUGCCGACCAUUCUCGCCGAUCUAGGCUGGACUGCCACUCAAGCACAGCUGUACUCCGUUCCCCCUUACGUCUGUGCCUGUUUCGUGGCCAUCCUGGUCGCCUUCAUCAGCGACAAGACUCAGAGGCGAGGCGUCUACCUCGCGAGUUUCACCUUUUUAGGCAUCGCCGGCUUCAGCAUUCUGCGCUGGUACCAGGGCGUCAACGCCCGCUACGGCGCGGUCUAUCUCGUCGUGAUCGGCGCCUUCCCCGGCGGCCCCGGCUUCCUCUCCUGGGCAGUCAACAACACCGCGGGCCCCAACGUCCGCGCCGUCGCCUCCGGCUACAUCGUCUCGCUCGGGACCAUGGGCGGCAUCCUCGCCACGUGGGCGUACCUGCGCGACGACGCGCCCCUCUACCACAUCGGCCACAACAUCAACCUGAGCAUGCAGGUCUUGGUGCUGUGCCUCGCCAGCUUCGGCAUCUACUGGUGCCACCGCGAGAACCGGUUGCGCGACCAGGGCAAGCGCGACCAUCGCCUCAAUGGCCUCACUGAGGCGGAGCAGGCGGAUCUCGGCCACUUGCAUCCGAGCUUUAGGUAUAUCUCAUGA